Molecule: messenger RNA, 606 nt
Organism: Vigna angularis (adzuki bean)
Lineage: Eukaryota; Viridiplantae; Streptophyta; Magnoliopsida; Fabales; Fabaceae
Exons: 3
Coding region: 1-606 (201 amino acids)
Source: RefSeq, a predicted model, not a curated record
AUGGGUUGUGGCAUGUCAGCUCUAGAUCCUGAACAUGAAGGCUUUAAUCGAUGCGAAAAUGGUGACGAGGGUGAAUCGUUGCAUGGGAAGAGUAACAAUAUUAAUAAUAAGAAGAAGAAUAAAGAUGUUGCUAAGGGAAUGAAGCCACUGGGUGUUGAAGAAUCCAAGGAUAAGGAUGAGUCAAAUGGAGAAAGAUUGAAAGAGAAAAGUGGGGUAGGGAGGAAUGACAAUAAAGUGGAAGUGAAAUCAAAGAAAAAUGCAGAAGAUGAGCAUGAGUUUAGGGAUGAUGACUUCAUUGGCCCAGGGUCACCAAGUUUUAGGGAAUAUUGCAAUGAUUAUGAUUCUGGGGAUCGAAGUUCCAUGGAAUAUUCCAACGAUAGUGAUUCUUCUAGAAGCAUCAAGAAUGGCAGCGAAACUUUACUGAACAGGAACAAUAAGCCAAUGAAUGAGGAAAGUGUCGAUUCUAACAAGGAACCUCUGAAGAAAGAGAGAAGAGGACGAGGAUUUAGGAAUGCUAUUGGUAAGCGAAAGACAAGAGGGAGGAGAAAUCUUCUGAACUUCGCUUGUUAUAGUGGUAGCACUGAAGCCCACGCUCAAGGUUCUUGA